UUUGUCACAUAGCUAUUCAUUUAGCCUUCAUAAUUACAGACUAUCAAAGUAAAGAAAGUUUCAUGUCUGCUGAGCGCGAGGACUUUAUCUCUUUGGCCCAGAUCCUAGUGUUACACCAACCCAAAAAAAAAGUGACACCAUGGCUGCAGAGGGGGAGCCAUCAGAUUUGGUGAAGGUGCUUCACCUCCUGCUGCUCUCUUUCUCCUGGGGGAUGCAGGCCUGGGUCUCCUUCAUCGCAGGUUUUGUGUUGCGGAUGAAGGUGGCGCGGCACACCUUCGGCCUGGUGCAGAGUAAACUGUUCCCGGUGUAUUUCUACUUCCUGCUGGGCAGCAACGUGCUCAGCCUGGCUCUGUUCGCUGUGUUUCAUCCCAGAGAGACGAUGGACUGGCGUCACAGUGUGCAGAUGCUUCUGUUCUUCGUGGCUGUGGUCACGACGGCUCUGAACGGGCAGUGGUUCGGUCCGGCUUCCACAGAGGUGAUGUUCCAGAUGCGGGCGGUGGAGGAGGAGCACGGCCUGGGGAACCAGAUCGGGCUGAGCAGCCAGAAGGAGGAGUACACUAAACUCAGAGAGAAGGACCCCAAGUACAAAGCCUUCAAACGCUCCUUCGGGAAAUACCACGGGAUGUCCAUGCUCUGCAACCUGAUCGGGUUCCUCUGCACCACCAGCAACCUGAUCUACACCGCGCUCAACCUGUCCACCAUUUAGAGGAGAGUAGAUCCACCAUGAAUGGACUUUUGUAUGGUUCAAAAUAGCCAAACAUUAAAGUUUAAAGACAUCAUGUUCAUGUAGUUGCAUAGAAUAUUUUAUUACUUGCUGUCCCAACUGUCCUGAUGAGGGAGGAUGGGUUCUUUGCCAUUGAGUUGCAAAAAAAUACACUAUUUUUGAUCACUUCAAAAUGGGUCCAGCUGCGGAGCUCCAGGCUGGGGCCCACCUCCUCUGUAGGACCAUUAUGUUAGCUUAAAAAAAGUAUCGACAUCUGAUAUGAUAGCAUUCAUUCACUAUUUUAAAUAAGCAACAACCAAUAACACCAAGAUAAAAUAUGAAACCUUAAGAUUUCGUACCUAAUGUAUAAAGUUAGGUACAUUAACGCUAAGCAGCAAAAGACUAUCCUUUUAAGUUUGCAAACACUAGCUAACUAUUAUUGUCGUGAGCAAACUACCGUUAACGCCAGUUGAAGUUAUUCAUUUGCAUUAAGCUUUUGUAUAUACUUUUUUGUUCUAAGGUUACCUGGCUCACGACAUUAGCUAGCUGAAAUGAGCGUUUGUUAAUAAACAUAAUUUAGGUAACGUUAACGUUUUUAUGUUACAGUUAAAUAUUAAAGGUGUCUUGUUUACUUUGGUGUUAUUGGUGGAGGUUGCGCGGCAUAAAGCAGAACACAUUCAUUAAAUACACACACUCACUUAUUCAUUAACAUUAAAAUCAAUAAAACAAUACACUAAGCAUUUUACCAGAUAGGCAUAUAAACGUUAUUUAUUGAUGAGAGGCUUGACAAAUGCGCGUGAUUUCACCUUAGCACAGAACUCAAUAAAGGAGGGGUUGAGCCUGGAGUUCUGCAGAAAGACAUUAUUACUUUUACAGUUUUUGUCUCUGUCAGUUCAUCUCUGUUCCUGCUGUCAAUCAGUCUCUAAUUAAAGCAGUCUCACAAAAACA
Trematomus bernacchii (emerald rockcod) is the source of this 1651-nucleotide messenger RNA. RefSeq names its product transmembrane protein 205 (gene tmem205). The record is from RefSeq and is a predicted model, not a curated record. Bases 140 to 706 code for a protein of 188 amino acids. NCBI's taxonomy places the organism in Eukaryota, Metazoa, Chordata, Actinopteri, Perciformes, Nototheniidae. The transcript is spliced from 6 exons.